Molecule: messenger RNA, 1857 nt
Organism: Soboliphyme baturini
Lineage: Eukaryota; Metazoa; Nematoda; Enoplea; Dioctophymatida; Soboliphymatidae
Source: the annotation of a GenBank genome assembly
AUGGGUGACUGCAGGCUGUGCUUGCCGCAGAGCUCUCGACUCUGUAGAGAACUGGUGCUAAAUUUUCCGGAUAUAAUGGCAGCACCACUGCAGGAUUCGACAAAUUUUCAGGUCGUUGUUUCACGAAAUUUGGUUGAAUCUGAAGAUUUUGAAGAGAAGCUCAGAUGUUUUAACAUCGUGGUUAUUUCUCGAGAUUCAUGUGGCGUGAGCGCGUUUUUACGUUGUCUACAGAAUUGUAUAACCGUUCGCCUUUGUCCUGAGUGGAAUCGAGUUGGACAUAUCUACGUAAAAGGCAUCUUUGUGAGCUACGCGGCGUCGAGAGUGACGCUGCGCCUAAUGGCGCAUGAACUAAAAUCGUCGCAAUUCAAGUAUACUCCCUGCACACAAAUUCAGAGGUGUGCCGUAUUACCCAGACUCACGAUUGGUACCGUUGUUAAGAUGGAACAAGGCAUUUAUAACCCAAAAUUCGUAAACUUCGAGGCUUUGCGCGAAUAUUGGAGAAGGAUCUCUCGUACUCGAAGUUUAGCCGCUGCGUUUAUAGAGCAUCUCACUGCAAAGAUUCCAUCGGUCUGCGGAUGCCAACUAUCGAUGUAUUAUGUGAAAAACCGAAUUUUGCGCGAAAGGCUUAUGUUCGAUGAUGAUUGGAAACAUCAUUUGCUGAUAUCCCUGAACGUUCGUACUGCGGUGGCCCACGAAUGCGAUGACGAUGAAUGCGACGCUAGCGCACUACCCGUAAAACUCACCAAGUUGACGGUCAUUUCGUGCGCUUGUCAGCGUAACACAAUCAAAGAUUAUGAACUGCGGUGUUUUGCUGAUGUUAGGUCGAUCUUGCUGAACUUUCCGGAGGUCGUUUCGCGCCAGGACUGCAACGUUUCUCUGUUCCUCCGUUGUAUUCGACAUACUAUUGACGCCAGAAUGAGUCCCGAAUGGAACAAAAUUGGGGCCAACUACAUACAAGAUUUGUUUGUCACCUAUGAGGGAUCGAGAUUGGUCUUUCGGUGCACCGGAAAAGAAUUGAAAUUUUUUCCAUAUAGUUUUGCCGACUUUUCGACGCUGUGGUUCAACGAUGGGCAGCAGAGGGAGGCGGCCAGGUCUUGUGCCGUUUUGCCAAAACUUACCAUUGGUGAAAUUGUUCGAGUGCAUGACGGCUUUCCAAGAAAUUCAAAAUUUCCUAAUUUCGAAAGCCUUUGCGAAUACUGGGAGAAUAUGUACGGAUUCAUUCUUCCGAAAAGCGAUCGAAACAAUUCGUAUUUCGAAGUUUGCUUCACGCCUCAGCGUCACAUUCCCUUUUUAUAUCCGAAUUCGUGUGUCUUGUCCAGGAAUGCUGUGGAGUUGGAUUGUGAAGAUUUUUCCCAUCCUAAAAGUUUCGUGGCGGCUUUUGUGAUGGACCUGAACGUCAAGAUUCCGACUAUCUGUGGUUGGCGGUUGUCUGUGGUUUGUUCUUUGCAAGCGAUGCAGCGCCCCUUGCCGUUGAACGAAGACAAGGAAAAUAUCCCCAUGUGUGCGAUGGUUCGCUCAGCGCCAUCAACCGCUGGACGGAAGAAUGACGAAAAUGUACAAUUUGGAAUUCAUGGUGCUGCCACACAAGAGAACUGCAGUGGAAGGCAACGUUUCAAGCAGGCGCUGCACGACAUUUUGUCAGAUCAAAACGUGCUGCUUCGCUCAACAGAACUUUCCUUUGAUGAUGUCAUCAGAAUCCACACGAGCGGCGGUGGCGGCAAAGCGACUACGGCGAUAGCAACGAUUUGCACUUACGUUGGAUUGCCUCGCGUCGCCGUGGUGCUACUGUACCAUUUUCGAAACUUCAGAAAGGAAUCAAAGCCAAAGGCAAUGCACGCCACAAAAGCGAAAAACUAA